CGGCGCAGCAGACACCAGCAUGGGCAAAUUGAAAGUGCCGGCCGACGUCGACUUGGCGGCCGCCACCAUCGGCGGCUGCCUCAAGCAAGUGCGGCGCCUGAACGUCCCGCUCCCGGCAGACCACGUGCCCGCGACGCAAAAAGUAUGGAUCUGCGAUGUGCGGCCGCAGCAGACCCAGGCCGUGGUGCGCUUCAUCGAACAGCACAUGGACCCGGCCGACACCGCGGCGUUGGCGCACGUCAAGCGCUUCCGCAAGCACGCCGGGCCCGGGCCCGGUGCCGCGCUCAUCCUGGCGGUCUUGUGCCCGGUCCACCGAUACCCGGCCAAGAGCCAGCUCGUCGAGCUUCUCCAGGCGCAUUUCGACGACGCGUUCCCCGCGUCCUGCGUCUACGCGGGCGCCGUCCCGCUGGAGCUCCCGCCCACCAAGGAGCUCUCGGCGAGGUGGAGCAGCGACAUCUGGCCGCUUUCCUGGAAGGGCAACCCGAACCACCAGGACCUCAUCACCGCGCGCUUCGACGUGGCCGAGGAAACGGCGCUCGUGGCCCGGUUGCUCCGCGAGGCGCACGGGCCCGGCGGCGCCGCGGUGGCCACCAUCGUGGCCCAGCAGGACCCGGCGACUAAGAAGAUCGCCGUGUUGCAUGCCGUGCGCGACUCCAGAGAGGACCAUGUCUUGCAGCACAGCGUGAUGAACGCCGUGGCCGCGGUGGCCCGCGCAGAAGUGGCCCGGCGGGCCGACCCCGCCCGCGCCGCCGCCGGCCAGGACGGCUACUUGUGCCACAACCUCCUCGUGUACACGACGCACGAGCCCUGCGCCAUGUGCGCCAUGGCGCUCGUACACUCGCGCAUCGGGCGUCUUGUGUACGUGGCCACACACCCGCUUGGCGCCAUCGAGUCCUCGCAUUACAUCGGCGACCGCCGCGACUUGAACUGGACGUUUGAUAUCUGGCGGUGGGUCGGGCCGCACGGCUCCAGCUUGCGUGUUUUGCCCGACGACGUGGCGCCGUAGCGCACGGGCAAGUAUGUAUGGAGUAGACCGCUGCUAUUUGUUGCUCUUGGCGUCGUCCCGUAGCACCGCAAUGCACUUCUGCGCCAGCAGACAUGCACUGGCACACUGCGCCAGGUCCGGGCAGCUUGCCGCCAGAUCGAGCUGGCCAAUCAAG
Molecule: messenger RNA, 1160 nt
Organism: Metschnikowia bicuspidata var. bicuspidata NRRL YB-4993
Lineage: Eukaryota; Fungi; Ascomycota; Pichiomycetes; Serinales; Metschnikowiaceae
Exons: 1
Coding region: 20-1006 (328 amino acids)
Cellular component (GO): cytoplasm; nucleus
Molecular function (GO): tRNA-specific adenosine-34 deaminase activity
Source: RefSeq, a predicted model, not a curated record